This is a messenger RNA of Mya arenaria, 1544 nucleotides long. Its product is annotated as replication factor C subunit 2-like. Lineage: Eukaryota; Metazoa; Mollusca; Bivalvia; Myida; Myidae. Gene Ontology annotation, cellular component: DNA replication factor C complex; nucleus. Gene Ontology annotation, molecular function: ATP binding; DNA clamp loader activity; ATP hydrolysis activity. Bases 63 to 1097 code for a protein of 344 amino acids. The transcript is spliced from 9 exons. The record is from RefSeq and is a predicted model, not a curated record. Gene Ontology annotation, biological process: DNA repair; DNA-templated DNA replication.
CCAAGAAAUUGCGGGAAAUAAGUAACACAAAAAUUCCAUAUUUCUAUUAUUUACUGUCAACAAUGGAAGAUAUGGACACCACUGAUAUUCAAGAAAAUAAGCCUAGCACGUCUGAUACAAACGUUUAUGAGGCACCCUGGGUUGAGAAGUACAGACCAGUUAAACUGAAAGAUAUCGUUGGAAAUGAGCAGACCAUUUCAAGGCUGGAAGUAUUUGCAAGGGAAGGAAAUGUUCCAAAUGUCAUCAUUGCUGGACCCCCAGGAACUGGAAAAACCACCAGUAUUCUGUGUUUGGCGAGGGCCAUGCUAGGAGCGUCAUACAGGGAGGCUGUACUUGAGCUGAAUGCUUCAAAUGACAGAGGAAUAGAUGUUGUCCGCAACAAGAUUAAAAUGUUUGCACAGCAGAAAGUUACACUGCCAGCAGGUCGUCACAAAAUCAUCAUCCUUGAUGAGGCAGACAGUAUGACAGAUGGAGCACAGCAAGCAUUGAGAAGAACCAUGGAGAUCUACUCCAAAACUACACGCUUUGCCUUGGCCUGUAAUGCCUCAGACAAAAUCAUAGAGCCUAUCCAAUCACGGUGUGCAGUUUUGCGGUACACAAAGUUGAGUGACUCCCAGGUCUUGAAGCGUCUUUUAGAAGUGUGCGAGGCAGAAAACGUGAGCUUCACAGACGAUGGACUGGAGGCUAUUGUGUUCACAGCGCAGGGAGAUAUGAGACAGGCUCUCAACAAUCUUCAGUCCACAUAUCAAGGAUUUGAACAUGUUAACAGUGAAAAUGUAUUCAAGGUAUGUGACGAGCCCCACCCCCUCCUCAUUAAAGACAUGUUACAACACUGCGUGAAUGGUAACGUUGAUGAGGCUUACAAGAUCAUGGCUCACCUCUGGAACCUCGGGUACUCGCCUGAGGAUAUUAUCAACAUUGUGUCACGGGUCUGCAAGAAUCAUGACAUGCCUGAAUAUCUCAAGCUGGAAUUCAUCAAGGAGAUCGGCUACACCCAUAUGAGGAUAGCAGAAGGCGUGCAGACGCUUCUACAGAUGUCCGGCAUGCUGGCUAGGCUGUGUAAGAAAUCUGCAGAACCCAACGUGCUGGCAUCCUGAUGGGCAGAUGGGGAGUAGAGUGGAACUGUCAACAAAACAAACACUGAGAUAAAUAUACUGCAAUCAUUUCUGUUUGUUACGAUGUGCAGUUGAAGUCAGAAAAAGGCUUAUUUAUUGUAUGUGUAUGAAAUGCUGUAUAUCUGAUUGUAAGAGCAAUUACGUGCUAACACAAACAGUGCUGAGCGGAGGAGCCAUUCUGUUCUUAAUGUUAUGAUUCUGGUGGAUAGAUUUAUGUAGUUGUUAUUGAACAAUUAUUAUCAGUGUUUCAUUAAGUGAUAUUUCUAUAACAGUACACUGUGCUUGCUUCAAAAUUUAUAAGUUACUGGAAUUGCAAAGAUUAAAAAGUCUUUGUUUCCAAACUUUGAUGUAAAUUGAUUUGCCCAUUUUUUGCAUAAAUUUGAGUUUAGAAUAUUGAAUUAGUAUGGAAAUAAAUCUAUUUAAAUAAUG